AUUAGCGGUACUCUGCUUUGCUAAAGCAAUUGUCAAACAUGCGUUAUAUUCGUAAUUUUUGUGCUACAAGUAUAAAGAAGUCGCAUUGCUUGAAAAUGGAAGCACCGAAAAUAAAACAACAAACUCAACCAAAGCAAUUUGAAAUUCUCGUGGAUUUCAUGAAGGCGCAUCCCGAUUUUUCGAAAGGAUCACUAAAAACACCAGACGCCAAAAAUACCUCCAAUAAUUUAUGGAAAAAUUUAGUUUCCCAUUUAAACGCAGCUGGGCCACCAUUGCGCGACAUUGCGGGGUGGAAAAAGGUAAUUCCAAUAAUUGCACAGAUAAAUUAUAAAUGUGAUUAAAUGUAAUCAA
Molecule: messenger RNA, 351 nt
Organism: Bactrocera neohumeralis
Lineage: Eukaryota; Metazoa; Arthropoda; Insecta; Diptera; Tephritidae
Exons: 2
Coding region: 39-341 (100 amino acids)
Source: RefSeq, a predicted model, not a curated record